UGUUAGUCCGUUAUGUAAACUUAGCCCAUAAGAGUCAAAGGUCCGGCAGCGCAUCGAAGCAACAAAACGACCAACACGUUUUCAGAAACCUCUUCAUCAUAGCCGUCCAUUCUCAUAAUAGAUCCGUGUUUUCUUCCUCCUAUAAAUUGAAGAGGUUUCUUGUUGAUUUUUCAUCUACCAGUUUCCAUUGAUCGCUUGUUUUUCUUUGUUCGUCAACCGUCUUAAGGAAGUUCCGGUUUCUUUUGCGAACUUCGACGACUUCGGUUCCAUCGAGAUUUGCAAUUAUGGCAGAAGGAGAAGCAAAUCUGCAAAAACAACAGAUUGAGGAGGAUGAGAGAUUGAAGUAUUUGGAAUUUGUGCAAGUGGCUGCAAUUCAUGCUUUGCUGGCAUUCACAAAUCUCUACCUAUAUGCCAAGGAUAAGUCCGGCCCGUUGAAGCCUGGUGUUGAGACUGUUGAGGGUACAGUCAAGAGCGUAGUUGGACCUGUUUAUGAUAAGUUUCAUGAUGUUCCUUUUGAGAUUCUCAAGUUUGUAGAUCGCAAGGUCGAUGAAUCUGUUACUACUCUCGACCGCCGUGUGCCCCCAGUUGUCAGGCAGGUUUCUGCUCAUGCUAUUUCAGUAGCUAGAGAUGCUCCAGAGGCUGCUCGUGCCGUGGCUUCUGAAAUGCAACUCACUGGUGUGAAGGAAACUGCUUCUGGUUUUGCAAAGACUUUGUACACAAAGUAUGAACCCAAAGCUAAGGAGCUGUACACUAAGUAUGAGCCCAAAGCGGAACAAUGUGCUGCCAAUGCUUGGCGCAAGCUCAAUCAACUCCCGCUCUUCCCUCAAGUGGCUAAGGUUGUUGUGCCAACUGCAGCUUAUUGCUCUGAGAAAUACAAUCAGACAGUGGUUAGCACUGCAGAGAAGGGAUACAGGGUGUCCUCCUAUUUGCCUUUGGUGCCUACUGAAAGAAUUGCCAAGGUGUUUAGGGAUGAGGAGCCUCAGUAUACCCCACUUGUUUCGAGCUGAGCAUGAGCAACAUAUUGACUUGCCCUUGAAAUAUUGUCAUCAUGUAGAUUUGCCUUUGAAAUAUUGUCAUUAUGGAUUAUUCUCUUUUAUGUGUGGGGUAUACAGCAAGAAAAUGUGUGGAUUUUGUGGUGAUGUGUUUCAAGGAUCAGUUCCUGUCGUUUGAAUUCAUAAUAUAGUGGUUACUGUUUCCGUUGCGUAUAA
This is a messenger RNA of Jatropha curcas, 1208 nucleotides long. Its product is annotated as Rubber elongation factor protein (REF). The record is from RefSeq and is a predicted model, not a curated record. NCBI's taxonomy places the organism in Eukaryota, Viridiplantae, Streptophyta, Magnoliopsida, Malpighiales, Euphorbiaceae.